AUGGUUAAGGAGGCCCGGAAAUGAUUCGCAAGCCCAGCCUUUGACGUUGUCGUUUUAUAAUAUAAGCUAAAGUGGGUGCGGGACAAUGAAACGUUCGUGAGAUCGCUUUACUGUUGGCUACAUACCACAUUCUUAUGAAGCCUACUAUGGACAAAGACAAGUUCGCUGUAAACCCAGCUCCCUGCACCUCCUGGUUGGAGAUGCAACAGUUCAUUGGCGACCUGAUUUUGUCAGGUAGCGGAUCCAGCCAAUCAAUGAAGGACUUGAGCCAGCAGGAGUUUCUUCGUGUUGCCUGGGAGACGACAGGGAGCGAGGCCCCGAGGCUGAGAGACACCCCUCCAGCAGGUGCACAUCUACCACAACCCAGGAAAGUCCAGGAUAAACCAGCUAGCUUCAGUCGCCAGCUCCAGCCCGAGUCUGGAGAAACAGCUGGAGAGGCCAGAGACAGUAUAGGAACACGGGUCCAACAUCAUGCCUGCACCUGCCCUGGCUGCCCCUACCCCUCUCCCCCUUCCUGCCUUCCCUCCGCCCAUCCCCCGAAACCCAGAGACACCCUGUCCACCCGGCCACACUCUGACUCAACGUGCCUCCCCAAGGACCUCAGCUGUCCUCCGGUGAGGCGGGCCCAGCGUGAGUCAGGGGAGGAGGAUGCCGGUGAGCCCAGCAGCACCACCUCCUCCCGGGCCGAUCCCAACCAUCUCCAGAGGCAGGAGGUCGGAGCUCAGAGCGACAGCGACGGCCCCGACACCCCCGCAGCCAAGGGCUCGACGGGCCCCGAGUGCCGCCUGCCCACCUACCCCUGUCUCUGCUGUCACCGUGGCUUCCAGACCUGCGCCCAGCUGCUCCAACACCAGCAGGGGGCGGACUCUGCCUUCUCACAAACCCACGCCCAUCACCAUUUCCACCACCACCACUGCCCCUUCACCUCCUGCCUGCCUUGCCCCUCCCUGGCCCGCCCACACUCCCCCUCUGACCAGGCUCCGGCCCCCUUCCCCUGCCUGUCCUGCCAGCGCUCCUUCCCCACCUGUGCCCAGCUGCUCCGUCACCAGCACUGCCACACGCAGCAGCAGCAGGAAGACGAGGGCGGGGCCUCCUCCGGCUCGUCGCUGCAUCCCUGCAUGCAUUGCGCCGCCUCCUUCCCCAGGCCCUCUCAGCUCCUGCAACACCAGCGCUCCCAGCACGCCCACAAGCCGGCUGGCUUCCUCUGCACCGAGUGCGGCAGGGCCUUCAACUCUCACAGCAACCUCCGCAUCCACCUCAACGUGCACACCGGCGCCCGGCCCUACUCCUGCCCCGACUGCGGCAAAAGCUUCAGCCAAUCAGGGGCUCUGAAGAUCCACAGACGGAUCCACACCGGGGAGAGGCCUUACACCUGCGCCUACUGUGGCAGGGGGUUCCCCCACCUGGCAGGGGUCCGUGCCCACCAGAGGACCCACACAGGGGAGAAGCCGUACCGCUGCACCCAGUGUGGGAAGUGCUUCACCCAGUCUGGGGCUCUGAAGAUCCACACCAGGAUCCACACAGGGGAGCGGCCGUUUGUCUGCAGCCUCUGUGGGAAGGGCUUCUCCAACCGCUCUGGGAUCCGCUUCCACCACCGCACCGUCCACGGCCUGGUCCCGGAGCCGGGGGCCGGGAGGGGACCUGGGAGUCCCAACGGCGGCUCCCCCAGACUGGGCACUUUGCCGGCGGUCUCCGGGCGUCCGAGCGCCAGCCUGGCCGUCACUUUUGGGCUGAACACGUGCACGGGCUCCAGUACGGACACAAACCCCCGAGGUCUCCACGCCACAAGGCUGGAUCCUCCUGGGUCUGGGCUUUCCUCCAGCUCCGCUUCCAAACCUCCGCCCCACUCAGCCUACGUGAGGAGCCUGUCCAGGAGGGCGGAGCCGUACAGUGGGAAGGAGGCGACCGGGAGGGCGUUGAUGUACGCCUGUGAGGACUGCGGCCUUCGCUUCGCCGACGCCCCAUCCAGGAACCGCCACCAGAGUCAGGAGCAUUACUCGACCGAGGAG
Messenger RNA from Hypomesus transpacificus, 2009 nucleotides. RefSeq lists its product as uncharacterized. Gene Ontology annotation, biological process: regulation of transcription by RNA polymerase II. NCBI's taxonomy places the organism in Eukaryota, Metazoa, Chordata, Actinopteri, Osmeriformes, Osmeridae. The transcript has 4 exons. Gene Ontology annotation, molecular function: DNA-binding transcription factor activity; RNA polymerase II cis-regulatory region sequence-specific DNA binding. The record is from RefSeq and is a predicted model, not a curated record. The annotation marks the transcript as partial.